AUGCCGCCUCGAGCGUCUCUGACUAGUUCUUUCUCUGUCACCGACGCCAAUAAUGAGGUCGUCUGUCCCCUGAAGAACAAUGACGGCUCCAAUUGUCGGAAAAGGUGCCUGGGUGAGAAGCGCUAUCGCUCCAUGCAGGAGCAUAUUCGCCGGGCCCAUCCGACUCACUACAUCCCGAAGCUCCCGGCCACCGAAGAGAGCUUUAUCUUGAUGGUCACCACCCCUCCGGAUCAACGGGCUCAUAUAUCUCCCCCAAACCAGACUCAAUCUCGACGACGCAAUGCGGACCGAGAUAUAUAUGUUGCUGAUGCCAGCUCACCGGCAACCCCACGGGGCAUCGAUGAAGCUCACCCGGCUGCUGCCACCGCUGCAGUCGCGUUAGCCCAAUUGCACCAUAAUCGAUUAGCCUCAGACUGGGAUACGGAUAUGGAAUCGCAUUCAGACAACGACAUUGGAAGAGAUCGCAUGCGAUCUUCGAUCGAGCUGCCCUCCCUUCGUGAUCACUUCAAACAAGAAUCGCUGCCCCACUUUUCCGCACGCCCGCGAGAGCUUUUGCCGUCAAUUCUCAACCAUUCUCCCCCUGGUCGUUCAUCAACGCUCCCUCCGAUUCAGAGAAGGGACAAAUUACCUCGGCCUCGCAAGGCGUCUAUCUCCGCCGCGAGAAAGCCUAAGCAUGAACGAGUUAAGUCGAAGGAAUAUGGCCGGCGUCCUAGCCUGGGCGAUCGGAAAGCGCUAUCCGCUGAGCCACAGACGGCAGCAUGGGCUCAAGGCAAACGCUGGGAAGAUCUGAUCGAAGCAGCUACUUCGGCUACGGAGGCGGACGAUGAUCGAAACUCAGAGGUGAGUUCGCUAUCAGAUGCAGAGGAAAGACGGGGCCACCCGUUGUCUCUUCGGGAACAGCUUUUAACUGUUCCGCCUCAGGUCGGUCGGUCCCCGACCCUUGCACCUCUGAUUUCGAACAUCACUUCUGCCCCGUCUGCUCCGGGGAAUCGGUCAUCACUCCCUCCUGCUUUCCAAUCGCUUGGCGGUUUACCACCACCCACGUCUCAUCGUCCCUUUCCCCCACAUGCUUUCGGCGCUUCGCCUUUGCACAAGUCCUUGACUCCCCCGCCGUAUGAAACAGCACGCAACCGCGACAGUGACCUCGAGCCUUUUCCAUCGAUCGAGUCUUCGCUGGAUUCGGCGUCUACGGCAUCAGGAAAGAACUUCGCGUUCUCGAAUCAUCUGGGCCCAAUGGGGAAGCCAGACUCCAGCCCGGGGUUGAACCUGUUUCCCCGUCAACACCAUCGCUUUUCGAACCCGACACCAGCUUCAUUUCGGCAUAGGGAGAUCCAGAUUUACUGCGCGAGCUGCCAUCGACCCUGGUCGCUAAACGAAUGCUAUGCCUGUACCGAGUGCAUUUGUGGGGUAUGCCGGGAGUGUAUACCUAUGUUCAUCAGCAGCCCGCCUUCAUCCUUCCGGAAUGUCACAUCGAGCCCGGGUAGUGCCAUGUCACACGGGCCAACGAGCUAUCCAGGUCCCCGAGGCUGUCCGCGGUGCCGCACUGCGAGGGGCAAAUGGAAAGCAUUCCAAUUGGAAUUUAAGUGA
Molecule: messenger RNA, 1587 nt
Organism: Aspergillus alliaceus
Lineage: Eukaryota; Fungi; Ascomycota; Eurotiomycetes; Eurotiales; Aspergillaceae
Gene: rfeD
Product: putative transcription factor RfeD
Exons: 4
Coding region: 1-1587 (528 amino acids)
Source: RefSeq, a predicted model, not a curated record